Lates calcarifer (barramundi perch) is the source of this 2882-nucleotide messenger RNA. RefSeq lists its product as uncharacterized. The record is from RefSeq and is a predicted model, not a curated record. Lineage: Eukaryota; Metazoa; Chordata; Actinopteri; Centropomidae. The coding region runs from base 156 to 527 and encodes 123 amino acids. The transcript has 8 exons.
UGUCAUUGUCAGGCACACACAUAUAUCCUCUUAGUUGUGUUACUGUUAGCUGUACUGGCCUGAUGCUCAACAGGUCAUCUACAAACAAUUCAUAUUGGAUAUAACUACUUAGUUGUCAGACUCAGUCAUUACUGUUGGAUUGCUCAUUGGUACGCAUGGCACCAACUAAGCAUUUGAAGAUGAUGCGAUUGCUGUUCCUGUGUCUGCUGCUGCUGCUGCCAGCCGCUACUGCUGUUUCAGAGGAGAGCGAAGGAUCAGCUGAUGAUGAAAUAGAUGAUGAGGAUCUCUACGGGACUGUUGAAAUAUAUCCAAAUGGCCAUGCUCCUGGCUCUUCAAUGGAUAAAACUACGGGUGAAGCAGAAAAGUCAGAGCAGCUCACCCUGAUUGUUAUCGUCGUAGCUGUAGCUGUGGUGGCUCUUUCAGUUGCAGUGAUAGUUGCUGUAAUGUUGGUAAGACGCCACAUGCACAGUCGGCAGCAAGGGGUCUACUCUGUGCCUGCAGAGCAGGACCAGAAAGGGGCUGUCUAGUUCCUGGUGGAGCCACAAUUCUACAGCACACAGGCAGGAGAGGAGCAAUGCACGGAGCUAUGUAUGUCAUCUCCUACUCUUUGACUCAGGACAGUUAGACUUCUUUGCACAACAGCCUGCUUCAUACCAUUCGUUCCUACACAUCCUCCUAUCAGUACAUAUGCAAUAUGUGUUUUUUUUUUUUUUUUUUAACUGUUGUAUACUUUUGUCUUUGUCCCAGCCAUUUGUACUCCACAUACACACAAUUUAGCCUGGGACAUUUGGAACACAUUCAAACCUUCUAAUUGGAUUCUAUUUGAGGAAUCCAAAUCAAAGCCAGUGAAUAUGGCUUAAAGCUUCUUUUGUUAAAAGGGAUAAUUUAGCACAGCCAGAGCUCCCCCUUUUUUUACUACCUGAAACAAGAAAUUAUUCCCACCAGCUAUGCAGCGAAAGUGUAUUUGCAUUUGAUUUGGUGUAUGUGGAACAGACCUGUCGGUGUGAAAUGGUGGUUGAGUGAGACAAACCAUGCUAAUCCACACUAAGCCAGCCCAGUACUCACUUCAGUCUGCUAUUCACUUGUCUGACAUCUUCUGUUCCUGGCCCAUUAGUACUGACAGGAGGCAGUGCAAUAGGAAGAUAAAAACCUGUUCCCCCUCUUCUCAACCUCCGUAAAAAAGAAACAAGUGGAAAUAGCCAGUGUGAACACCUCCUAGCAAGGCAGCAAAUUAAUCGACCGCCAUGAAUGAUGAUGUUUUCUUUUCCACCUCUCUUUUUCGUUUUGAAAGGCUUUCACUUUAGUCUUGCAGAUUGUAAAUAGCUCUGUGAAUGUUGUCGAGAGUUUGAUUAAUGCCCCACACAGUGGUGGAGAGAAGCUGGGUGUGAGGGAGGGAUAAAAUCUUGCGAAUCAAAUAAAGUGUAGGGGAUGAUUGGGAGAAAAAACCAACAAUGCCUGUGUUUCAUUCAUACAAAGCAUGAUGGCUUCUCUGUUUUCAUUUAAAUGGAAAUCAAUCAUGCCCUGUGAAGGAAAGCUUUCUAUCUUAGAACCCGAGGCAGCGGUUGCCUUAUUUGCUCUGAUACAGAGACAGGAACUUUCUCUGUUUAAAGGGGAAGGGGAUGUACCACUGUUAGGACAUGUCAGUUUUUUAAAUUCAUGGCUUCAUGAGGAGCACUGGCUCCAAUCCAAAACAAUUGUGCACUUAUGUCCUCAUCAGGGUGAGCAGUGACUAUAGGUCUGUGCUGAAGUGUCUUAAAAUGAUGAAUCCCAAGCAGAUUGGCAGAUGUGAGUAUUGUCAGUGCAUUGUUCAUAUCUGACUCUGUGUCUACAGUAUGUUAUUUCUCAAGAGUGUAGCAUUGCCCAAUACACCUAAAGUAGGUGCCAGCAUUUCAAUGGCAGGACAAUUGGACAAAAAUUGCAGUAUAAACAUUUCACUUUUUUAUGUUUGUAUAGCUUAUCUUCUCAUUUUUACUCAUAUUCACUUUACAUUCACUCAUAUUUUGAGUCAGACAAACAAACCACAGCGCAACAUUUGAAAUGUAGAAAGCGAACAGACUUGUGCAAAAAUCCAAAAGUAAAUGCAGUAUUUAGUCCAGCCUGCUCUUCUCUACUAUUUACUUGUUAACGCCUCUCUGCCAUGACACUAACCAUGUAAAUCUACUGUAACAAAUGUAACUAUUGUACUUUGUUUCUAUCUCAGCAUGUUGUAUGUGGAAAAGGCUUUUUCUAUUUUACAAUGGCUGAUUCUUUUCCUGUCAGUGCUAAAGGAAUUCUGUGAACAUAUGCAAUUCAUCUUUUUUAAGCUUUUAAUAUCAUACAUAAUAAUAUAUUGUAUGUAUUUACAUAUUCUCUUGUCUCUUGAUAGAAAACAUCAUAUUUGGCUAAAUGGCAUAUAUAUAUAGAUAUAUAGAUAGAUAGAUAGAUAGAUACACUUAAGGGGCAAUAUCUUCUCUCUGCUGUUCAUUUAUAAAUUGUGUGUAUAAAAGUUGUGGUGGGUGGCCAAGAAGUCCUUUAUGUAAAAUAUUUGUAUUAUUUAGUGUCAUUGCAGCCAAAAAAUAAAAUAAAAAUUGACUUAAUGUUAAAUAGGUAUGUUUAUAUGCACUUGUGUAUGCAGAUUAGCCCAUAUGUAUUAUUUGUGCCAAGGACAUUCAUGGUGGUUUUCCGUCAUAUAAUAAUUUACAAAGAAUGUAAUACAUGACCUUAUAUCUCUCAAGAAACCUAUUGCAGCAGGAGACUCUAUAUCAUGAACUGAUUUUGUUUGCACAGGUAUUGUCUCCUUGAGUUUUUUCUGAUAGCAAUUAGGACAGUGAACCCUAUAUUAUGUAGCUAUGCUGAACUUUGGAUUGUGUCUAUUUUUACCAUUAAAUCUGUUUUAAAAUGCA